Plasmodium coatneyi is the source of this 5025-nucleotide messenger RNA. RefSeq lists its product as uncharacterized. The transcript is spliced from 3 exons. Lineage: Eukaryota; Apicomplexa; Aconoidasida; Haemosporida; Plasmodiidae. Bases 1 to 5025 code for a protein of 1674 amino acids. Gene Ontology annotation, biological process: plasma membrane organization. The record is from RefSeq and is a predicted model, not a curated record.
AUGAACUUCGCAAAGAAGACGCAGUACAACAUCAAGGUGGAUAUACACGAAGUGAAGGACCUGAGCUUCCGCGAAAGCGCCAACGAAAAGGAGAUCAUCCCCAACCCCUACGUCCAAGUCACAGUAAACAAUGAAAAGAAAAGCACGCCGAAGAAAAACCAAGCAGUGAACGUGGCAUACAACACGUCCUUCAACUUUUCCAUGGAUUUGACAGAUUACCUUUUUCAGCGAACCAGUGUAGACGUGUGUGUGUUACACAAGUAUACAAUACAAAGUGCUCUCAUUGGAAAAUGCUCCUUCGGGUUAAAUUACGUCUACUCCAAAGCGCAGCACUGGCUGUAUAGAAUUUGGGUAAGGUUAAGGAACCCAGAUUUACCCCUCGACGAAGUUGGGUUUUUGCUCAUUUCUGUGGGGGUUUAUGGUCCGGGGGAUUCCAUUCCAAUCAUUAACGAUAGUGUCAAAACAAACAUAGGUGACUCUGUGAAUGCGUCAAAUGCAGGUGGAUUAGCAGCAGGUGGUGAUCCCGCUUCCGCUGCUGCUGAAGGAGGGGGAGAAGAAGGGGAUGACAACGCCGAGUUCGGGGGAAACAAAGGACUAGACAUACACAUUACGCACUAUGACCUAUGUGUAAAUAUCUUCCGAGGACAGGACAUGGAUUUUAUCGGAAGCAGUAUGUUAUUUUCCAACACGUUGGAACCCUAUGUGAAGGUAACCCACAACGGGUUCGAGGAGAGUACCAAGGUUAUUAGAAAUGACCCGAACCCGGUGUGGAACCUGAGUGUACACAUCCCUACAUGUACCCCAUGUUAUGACAAAAAUAUAAUUAUAGAGUUGGUGAACGGAGAACAUAAUGGGGUGGUGAUGCUGAGCGUUUUGCUAGACUUGUUUGAAAUUUUGAAACGGGAACUGCACCCAAGAUGGUAUAAUAUAUAUUACAAUCCUCAGAAUCAAAUUGCCCCGAGAAGUAGUAUAUAUAAUCAGAACGUAACUGCUAAUGCACCCAGUGUAACACAUAGUAGUAAUGCCCCGACAUCUACUAAUGCACUAGGGAAUUAUCUCUUCUCAGCGACCGCGGAAAAGAUAUUCAAAAAUGCAACACAAGGAAUCAAUAUAAAUGAAAUUCUGGGAGUGACCAAAAUGCAGAAUAUGUUUUCCUACGAUGAAAAUUUGAAAGAGUUUUACCUCUACGGUGGAAGAAUCUUCCUGAGUGUAAAUGCUACGAAAACGCAUGCACCAGGACCUAUACGGAUUAAGUCAGCCAGGGUAGAACCAGACCCACCGAAUAAAGAGUUCAUUUUUUGCGCCGACAUUUAUGAAAUAUUAUCUGUCCGGAGUAAUCACAACAAGGGAGGAAACUACAACUCAGAGAAUCUCCAAGGGGCUUACAACAAAACGUAUGAUGGAAAUGGGGACAGCAUUGUAUGUGUGUGUGGAUUGGGUCCACAUAAACUGAAGACGUGUGCACUGCUCCCAAACGAAGUAGGGUCCUAUGUCCUGAAUGAGAGUGCAGGACGGAUGAAUGAAUUUAGAAUUUUCCUCCCACAAAAUAAUACGGAUCAGAUAUAUGAUAUUUUCCUUUACAUCUACGUGAAGUCUAAUCUUGCCGUGACCGAUUGGAUAACUACCCGGAGGAGUGUAUACAAUACAGCUGGUGGAGUGAACAAUAAUAGAGACUUAUAUAACACAGGAGAUGCAAACAAAAGUAUGAAGUUCAACCAUAUGAGUUCCAUAAACAAGCAGUCAGAAGAUCUUUUCAAUGACACCGAUCUUAUGAGUAAUUACAAGCUAAGUAGUUAUGUGCGAAUCCCUUUUAAGUACCUCCUCCUUAGUGAGAAUAAGCCGAAAUGGUUUUCCAUGAAAAAUGUGGACACUAAUGUGCACGAUUAUAGCAUCUCGUUCUAUGCGAACCUGGUUCCCUUCCAUUUGUUUAAGAAAAGGCAGGAACGAUUGGAAUACAAAUUGGCUAGGUAUUUCUUCCGAGCGUUAAUAUAUGAGGGGUUGCACUUCCCCGCGAAGGGUUAUGACUCCUUUCCAGAUCCUUACAUAAAAGUUGAACUGGCAGGACAGACGAUAAAGACAAGCACCAUUUUGCACACACUGAACCCAAAUUAUUAUGAAGCCUAUGAGGUGGAAGUGAUUCUCCCAACCAACUUGAACCUAGCUCCAGAUAUAUCCAUUGAAGCCUUUUCUGUAAAUAAAACGUUCCUCUAUAAUGACGAUGAUAUCCUACUAGGUUCUUGUACCUACCCUAUUAUGAAGGUACCCAUCGAAUGGAAGCGUUCUCCUGUUUGGGUAAAUUUAAAAUCUUCCCAAUAUAAAAAAUGUAAAGCGAAGCUUCUGGUUGGGUUUGAGUUAGUCCCCUUGGAAAGAGUGCUAGACGAUAGUUACCCUUUUUAUGACGAUAUAAGACCAUCCACCUUACCAGGACACGUGUCUCUCUUCCUUGUUGGUAUACGUAUGUUCAAACCGUUGAAGAAUCCUUCUGUGACAGUUUGCUUUGGGAGGGACGUAGACGAUACGUCUCAGUUUCUCUGGCACGAAACGGUUAGUAAAGUUAUAUCUGGGAAGGAAGGCAACUGGAAUUUUUUGAAAUAUUUUUCCCUAGAUGUUGCCUUACCGAAGCGGAUGCAACACCAUAGUUUUUUGGAAGUCCGUGUGGAAGACAAAGAACUAGCUUCUGGGUUCACUUCCACGGGGGGAAAUGCCUCCCAGUCGGCCAAGGCCACGAACAAUAACAACCUAAUUGGUACCGCGUAUAUUACGCUGAACCCGUUAUUACCAUGGUUAGAUAAAUAUGAAAAGAACGAAUGCGUUGAAUUAUUUAAGUUGCAUCUGUUGGAGGAGGUUCUAAUGGAAGAUGCGGAGAGGGCACGCAAAUCUUACAACACUGCUCUGGUGUAUAAGAAGAGUUCCAUGGUGUCGAGGAAAAUUACGAAUGUUCUGUUUGACGGUGAGGGGGGGGACGAAGGAGGUGCAACGGAUGACGAGGGGGAUGGAGGACCCGGUGGGGGAGGAUUCCACGCGUUGUCUUUGAAUGUUCUGGAGGAGGGUGCUUCGGAGGAAGGUGCGUCCGAGGCGGGAGACACAAGGGCAGAUGAUGAGGUCGUCACGGAAACGGCGAUUGAGUUAGGCGGGGGGGACUUCGACCCGGAGGAGGGAGACGAAACGAUCCGAUCGGGGAAUCCUCCCGGGGAGGUGCAUGGUGGGGAGAACCCAAAUGGGGACAUACCAAAUGGGGAAGUAGCAGAUGAAAAAAGUCCAGACAAGAAAUGUCCUGACAAGAAAAGUCCUGACCAGAAGAACAACCUGAGCAGGAAGAAGAAGAGAAACAUGAAAAAGUUCAUCAAUAAGGAGUACGUGCCUUAUAACGACCCCGAUUUUGCAAACGUUCGGAUAGAAGAGGCACUAGAACAUGUGUGCUUCAAGACGAGCGAAUAUGUAAGCGAUCCAGGUGUAAGUGCAGAGGAAAACGACCACGGGGAGAAUGACAGCAAUGCUAGUCAGAGGAAGAUAAAGUUGAAAGAUAUGCACUUUUUCAAAGGGAAGAACCACGAUGAAGGGAAGGAAAAAAACGCACAAGUGGGUAGGAAGGAGAGAAAAACCAUUCACGGGUUCAGUGAAGAAGCACUAAACUUCCAGUUAUCGAUAGCAGGAGAUGAUGAACAGGAAGAAAUACAAAGAGAUGAGAUGCUCUACGAGUAUGAAGUGGACAUGAAUGUAGAUGACCUCCCUUACCUACGCGCAACGAUAUUUAGAUGCACCGAUUCGGGAAUACCAGAAGCGGUAGGCUACCUAAAAUAUCUAUGCAACGUAUACGACGAUAAGACCAUUCAUCUGAAAAAGGAGAUGCUAAGAAAGUGCCAAAAAUUGGUGAACGAGUAUAAGCAGACGCGUAACCUAGUCGUUAGAGCAUAUAUCAUUCAAGCAAGAGGAUUGAACCCCCCAUCCGGUGCAACAGACAUAACCACCUACGUGUGGAUUAAGAACAGCAACGAAAUUACGAACAUACCUGGAGGGUUAUCACAUAACAUUAAGGACACAGGGCAUAUUAAAAGACAGGGGUAUAAGCCCGAAUUCAAUAGAUCCUACCAACUGUUGUGUUCCUUUCCAGAUGAGUCUAUCAUCCAAGUGUGCAUAAUGAACCAGGGUUCCUUAUCCGAUGAGGUCAUUGGUUAUACCUACAUCGACAUGGAGGACAGAUAUUUCAAUCCGAGGAUUAGACAACUCAUGAUGGAUGACGGAAUGCCCAUCGAGUUAAGAUCACUGAAGUUAGAAAACAGUACCAUUUCUCAUGGGUCCUUAAGGUGCUGGUUUGAAAUUUUCACAGAAGAAUUUGCUCAAAGGAACCCAGUAAAAAUUCUAUGCUCCAAUGAACCCGACGACUACCAACUCAGGGUAGUAAUCUGGAAAGUCAGCAAUGUUGCUAUGGAUGAAAGUCCCACCAUUAGUCUGUUCGUUAGAUGCAUCUACAUGGAUGAAGAAUUGGAAGACAAGAGAGACACCGACACGCACUACAAUAGCAAGGAUGGAAAAGCUGUGUUCAACUGGCGCUUUGUGUAUAAUGUUAAGAUUCCUACGAAUGCCACCAAUGUGAAGGUGCAGGUGCAUAACUACGCCUUGCUGUCUUCUAGCGAACCCAUCGGCGAGGCCACCCUCAAUCUGGCUGCACACUUUUACCGUGCUAGGAAGAAGCGGGGUCUCUACCACAUCCCCAGAUUCUGGCUGCAGUGCAAGCACCCCGCCCACAAGAACAGGGUGCGUGGCAGCGUCGAGGUCGAGGCGUGCAUUCUCCCAAAAGCGGAGGCGGAGGUCGACCCCGUCGGCAACGGCAGGGACGAACCCAACAAGGACCCCUUCCUCCCCCCGGUUACGGAGAACAGGACCUACGUCGAUUGGGUCACCAUCAACGAGAAGUUCGGUGCCGCCACGGCGUCGAUCAUGCACGGAUUGAAGUGGACAGGUGUCUGGAUCGUUGUGGCCGUCGUGGUCGUUGGUGUGUUUUUCCUCCUCAUCCUUUUGAAGUGA